CUCUCUCUCUCUCUCUCGAUCGAUCUCGAUCGAUCGACAAUGGCGGGACUGGGUCUUUUCCACACGGACUGCGAGUCGAUACUGUCGGAAAUCAAGCACCAAGAGAAGCAGCUCGCGCUCAAGCGAAGGUGGUUGAUGGGGUUACCACUGUCCAAGUCAGAGUUAAAGCAUUUAGAAGGGCCGGAGUUUUUAAAGAAAAAGGUCCUGCGUGAAUCGAUGCUCAGAGAAGAUGAUAUAUUCUAUGAGACUGCAAAGAUGCAUGUUGAAGAAGCUAUCUUAUCGCAUGAUAUGGAAGAAGGGUGCAGUGGUGUUCCAGAAAAUGUUAAUUCGUCUGACAUGCCUAAUAUGCUAAAGGAAAUUCUACCUCAUCUCAAUGAUAUGACCAAUAAGGGCCUUUAUAAUCUUGCCAUGAUAGUUACUAGGGGGUCUGUCGAGUUUGACAAAACUCGCUGGAAGAUGAAGAAACUUAUUAGGGAAACUGCCCGUAGAGUAUAUCAUGUUGAAAAGAACACUCAAUGGGAUAAUGAUACAGUAAAGAAGCUCUAUCAACUUUUUAAUGGUCCACGGAAUUUCCGAGGAAACUGUCUGAAUCAUUUAGCUCCUGCAUCUCAUUCUCAAAGGGCAGCAGCUUUGAAGCUUCUGGGUAGACUUGAGGAACUUUCUACACCGGCUCUGAUUGCAAUGUAUAGGAAACUAAGACAGGUACAGGGGAGAGUUCCUCGGUUGGAGCCCUUCAAAAAUGGACGGAGCCGAGAUGAUCUGAUCAGUAAAGUGAGGAAAACUAGUAGAAACAUGUUGCUGGAUCUUGGUUCCAGAGAUUUUCUACCAGAACCACUAGCUAAAGCAAUGGCUAUAGCGGUAUUAUCUUUAAAGCUAGCAUCAGGCCUUCAAAGUUCCGUGGGAACAGAAUUCUACCAAUUUUCUUCAGAAAUUAGAAGUUUGCAGGAUGACAUUGUGAAGGCUGUUUCGCUACUGAACUCAAAAGUUAGAUUCCAGGAGCUGAAAGUUUUGCAGUCACUGUUGGACCCCAGUGCUAAAGUCUCAAAUGGUCGUCUACGAACAGCAGUCAAAAGCAUUUUGACUGAAUAUCUAUUUGAAUGCUCUGAUUUGGAUGUGAUCCCAAGGUCUUUAUUGGAGUGUCUGGCUUUUAUUAACAGGAAUUCUCGAACUGCACCGCCUUCACCCUUUCUUAAGGAGGAAGUCGAAGAAGAAGUAGAAUGCAUUUUGGUUGUUAGUGCCCAUAUGAAGCAGAAUGUCUGGGAUUUGCUUCCUGAAAUUGGGUAUCAUACAGAUUUCGCUAAUGCUUAUAUGGAGGAGUUGGAAGAAAGUGAUGAGGACGCCAACUCCGAUUAUGAAGAUGAGAGACAUACAAGAAUAUUAAAUAGUGGAAGUUCUGACAACAUUGAUUCAUUGUUUCCAGUGGAAGGUACUGGAGAGUCUAUUACUGAUAGCUCCAAUCUGCCUCAUAGUAAUAUUAAGGCUGAUGAUGGUUCCCCCAGUCACACCCCAGGGAAAGUGUUUUACAGUGCUGCUGCUAUUAAAUCUGAGCCAGAUAUCUCGCCCAGUAUUGCCUACACUGCUGCUUGGUAUAGCAGUCCUUCCUUGUUAUUCCAAGACUUAAAGAGUUCUGAACGCUUGAAUAGCAUGGAUAUAGAUAGUUCAAAGCCAUCGAGCAACUUUAGUGCUGCUAAAACAUAUGCCGAUGGUCCCUUCGCUUUGCUGUCACCCAAUGCAGGGUGUGCAAAGUCUCUUGAGAGACACAAAGCUGAAGACGAUGAACUGAAGAAUCAACAAUGGGAUGUCUCGAACAGUCCAAGCACUUUCAUAAAUCGAUACCUUGCUGUCCAGGAAGCUUGUGACGAAACAAGUAUAAUUGCCUAUAAUUUGGUAGGUUAUAUAUUGGAAGAAUUUGCUCAAAGAGAAGGGUUUAAUCUAGUAAUGAACGAGAGUUCAUAUCUGGGACGUGAUCAAUCCAAUGAAGAAGGCCAUGAAGAAAAGAAGGAUUCUAGUCAUCACAAGGGCUCCGAAGAUUUUGUCAUCCAUAGAGCACUCGAUAAUCCAGCUCUGUGCCUCAAUAAGAGUGUGAUGGAAAGAUUGAAGGAGUUCACAAGCAUUCCUUAGACGUCUACUCUCAAUGGGAAAGGGAUCAUAUCCUCGUUCCUCAAGUAAGCUCUGGAAUCCUGCUUGAAUUAAGCUUCAUAGUUAAUUGCUGCAUAUGAUGGGAGUCGAAGACUUUUCCUCCUUGGGGAAUUAUCUGGGGAACGAUGAGAAGACUUGCAAAAAGCUGACAUGCCUCAUGGAUGAAAUGGAUGCUAUGAAGCAGUUAGUUUUCCUGAUACCAUGAUUUGGAUUAAUAUGCCUCAGUUUGGAAGGUAUAAGUCUUCUGGUUGUGGACAUAACUUCUCUGUUGGCACUCACAUGACCUAUUUGGCAAUAUGAUUCUAAGGGCAAAUGAAUUGCAAGAGUCAGCCUGUCCACAUGGGACACAUUCAUCUAUGUCGAGCCGACCUCACUGUGAGCUGUGGAUGAUGUCCCCUCCCUCUAAUGAGUGAUGUGGAUGAAAGGAAUUAUCAACUCCUAUCCAAGAGCCAAGAGAAAAGGAGCUCUGCAAAUAGGGUUCUUUGUUCAGAGACGGAAUGUAAGUUUGUGAAAACAAGAGCACUCUAUUAUUAGCAAUCAGAUCGCUCUGUGCUUCCUGAAGUUCGGAUGAUGAUCGCUCUACACCGAUGUAUUGUUAUUCUUUGGUCCUGAUGGUCAUGGUAAUUCCAUUUUGGAAAUGUUACCGCAAUCUGUAUCUAUCAUUUAUAACCCACCUGGCACUAACGACUGCCAAGCAUAGGUUUGCCCUCGAAAGGACCGCAAAACAAUGUUAAUGAAUACAUAAUUUAAAUUCCUCUUCCUGACUUGUUAAUGCAAUUGAUCCCUCUCAACGCCAUGGUAUCCUGUAGUUUCAUUUCUCUCUCUUCUUUGGCUUGAAGGGUACUCUUGGCUGUCGUCUUGAUUGACACAGUAUGUCCUUCAAUUAAUUUUUGCCAUUGUAGCUUUAA
Eucalyptus grandis is the source of this 3047-nucleotide messenger RNA. RefSeq lists its product as uncharacterized. The coding region runs from base 40 to 2121 and encodes 693 amino acids. Lineage: Eukaryota; Viridiplantae; Streptophyta; Magnoliopsida; Myrtales; Myrtaceae. The record is from RefSeq and is a predicted model, not a curated record. The transcript has 6 exons.